AUGCAGUUGAACAUCCUUUUGCAGCGUUGCAGGCGCCUGCUGGAGCGACUUUACAUCGAGCGAGACUUCUUUCGCCCGUACGAGAUACUGCUCGCCCUGCCGGGAUUUCAUCUCGUGGACGGGUUUCGCCGCAAAACUUGGGUCCGUGUGCUGUUCUUCGUGUCACGCAUCGUUCUGCUGUUACAGUACGCGAUCUGGGCUGAUCGGUGUUAUCUCGGGCUGAUCAACGCACCGCAACACUCCGGCAAAGCGCUUCACUACGGCAAUACGUUCGGUGUGCUAACGAUGAUGCUCGUUCGCAUGCUAGUGGUGAGGUGGUAUCUACCGAACGUGGAGCAGUUGAUGCGUUACCUCCGGGGACAGCAACGCCACCGGAAGUCAAGAUCUACAACGCAUCGCGUGUCCUAUCGGAAGAUCGCCAACAUAGCGGUGACGUUCCAGCUGAUCGGACUGGCGGAUCGGGUGGUGUUUUGCUUUUCCCGCACGUACCGUGAAGAGUUGUACCAGAUGCCGUCGAACCUAGUUGAUCUUGGAUGGCCGAUGGUGGUAGCGUUACACGUGUUUUCGUUCGACUUUGCGUCACGAUGGGCCGCCGCUUUCAAUGUGUCACUUACGGGCACGAAUUCGAUCAUGAUGGGACUGUACGACGAGCUGGUGGACAUUGCCGAUGAUUACAGCCGAAUGUUUGAGGUUCGAGGAAGCGAUGGCGAGUUCUGGACGGGUUUGGAGCGUCACAUUGCGCAAACUGUCAAACGGCACGAAGCGUUCAUACGCGAGCUGAAUCAGCUGAAACCAUUCCUGCAGAUCACAUUCCUGGUGAUGUUCUACUCGGCCGCACUGUUCCUCGCAAUUGGAAUGUUCAUGAUUACGGCAAACGGGACAACGACUUACGAUGUUAUUCUUAGUGGGUUUCUGUUUGCGCUGCUGCUUGAGUGUUACUGGUGCUGUCGACUCGUUGAUCGUCUGAAUGAUAUGAACACACAGAUAGGCAAGCAUCUGUAUAAUCUCGCGUGGCCUACAGAGUUGCAGUACACCUGGGCGGACAGAGGUCGCUACAGACAGGCACGAAGCUCGCUGCUGAUCAUGAUGAGCUCGACGCAGAAGACGCUCGGGAUUAGCUGUGGUGGCAUGUUUGAGAUGUCCAGCGAAGCCUUCGCUAGUUUGGUGAAGAUGACCUACACCGUGCUAACGUUCCUCCGUGACACACAAAACUUCUCCUAAAUGUAGCACACAUCACCACAACGCUCAAUGGCUACGUCACAACGAGGUGGGCAAACAUAAAUAGAGUCAAUUAUGGAGUCCAGUCGCUCGAUAGCGAACACCGCUCUACAUCAAUGACUCUGGAAGGCGCGUGUGUGCGUCUCUGUUUUGGCAACAGCAGAGCAGCAAUUAGAACCAGCGUGCGGUCCCACUAAAACAAACACGUGUCAAGCGUUGAGAGCCUUAAUGCUACCGGCGGGAUAUUUCUUUACCCGGGGGUUGUAUCCCAAACCUCAGCUUCAAAAAAAGCGAAAGGAUUCAAAAUACAUUCAACGUCAGGAUUUAGGGAGAACAAAACAAAAAAAAAAAAAAAAA
This is a messenger RNA of Anopheles stephensi (Asian malaria mosquito), 1575 nucleotides long. RefSeq lists its product as uncharacterized. NCBI's taxonomy places the organism in Eukaryota, Metazoa, Arthropoda, Insecta, Diptera, Culicidae. The record is from RefSeq and is a predicted model, not a curated record. Gene Ontology annotation, biological process: sensory perception of smell; detection of chemical stimulus involved in sensory perception of smell. Gene Ontology annotation, molecular function: odorant binding; olfactory receptor activity. The coding region runs from base 1 to 1221 and encodes 406 amino acids. The transcript has 2 exons. Gene Ontology annotation, cellular component: plasma membrane.